AUGAAUUUGUGGAAAUGGGACAUUAAAAAUGGAAAGGUUGAAAAUUGCAGUUGCCGCGAUGUGCCCUUCACGCUAUGGACCAUUGGAAAUUGGUUUGACGGAGAGAAAAUUAAUGAACGGUAAGGUUUUGGUUAAAAAAAAUUUUUUUUUUAUUUUUUUUAAUUUUUAUAGAGAAUGCAAACCGUCUUGGAAUGGAAGCUUCAAUAAUAUGGUCGAUUACGAGAAAGAUCACCCAUUUGCUGAUGAAAACGGGCUGGUUCGGGAUAUUGUUGUAAGUGCGAAAUUGAAAAAGAAAAUGGAAAAAAUUGAAGUCACAAUUUUUGAUGAAAUUUGGCAAAAAUUUAGAUCAUGAAUUUUUAGGACAGAUGCGAGAUUUUUAGGUAUUUUUUCAAUUUUUGCGUACAGUGAGGGACCGGAUCCAAUGGCAAAAAACGUCCCAUUUUGCAUCCCGGAAGGGACCAAAAUGUCUCCAAAUACCUCCCUUCUCUAAGCUAAAAAGCCACGUUUUGAAGGGCCCGCCUUGAAAGAAAUGGCGCGCUUUUCAAAGCGGAGUUUUUUGGCUUAGAGAAGGGAAGGGUUUGGAGACAUUCUGGUCCCUACCGGGAUGCAAAAUGAGACGUUUUUUGCUAUUGGAUCAGGUCCGUCACUGUAGGAAAAGUAUUUUUUCAAAAAAAGUGUUUUUAAUGGACUAACAAGGGAAGUACCCCAAGUGCUCAGAUUUUCUUUAAAUUUUGCACACACUUCGGGCAUAGGCGACAUAUCAAUUCUUGAAAGUUUUAGCUCGCGCUUUGCAAGCGCCGCCGAGAUAUUGAACGAUCUUUGCCGAUGAGAGAGUACGCCAAACACGGAGACCGGUCAGAGAAAAAAACACUUUUUGGCCAUAACUUUGCUUGUUUCGCGCGGAAAAAUUUGAUUUUUUGUGAAGACAUUACACUUUAUGGUAGAAACAGGUAUGAAACUUUAUGUGCCGAAAUUCGGCAAAAAGUGUCGAAUUUUCGCCAAAUUUUGAUCUAAAAAUCUCGGUUGUUUCUGCAAAGCGUGAGCUAGGAUUCUCACAUAUAUUUUAGAAAAAAUUAUUUUAAAUUUGCGCCAAGUUUCAUCAAAAUCUGAGCGUCGCACUUGAGGUACUUGCCCUGUAAAUUAAAAAAAGAAUUGAAAAACAAUUUUGCGAAAUUUAAAAAAACCCUUUAGCAAGCUCAUCUGAAUAAAAAACAUCAUUUACUUUUUUAUGAGAAAAAUUUAAAAAAAACUUCAACCAAAUCGGAAAGCAAUCUCGCGAAAAUGAGGAAAAUUAAAAAGCAAUUUUGUCAAAAUUAUUUUAGAAUUUUUUAUGCUAUGAAAAGGUUUUGUUAAUUCAAUUUUAGGCCCUUUUAGCCUAAAAAUAAUUCUAGAGACCUCUGAAAUUGUUUGCUAUAGAGAGGUUUUGUCAUACAAGAGCUUGGUAGUACAAAAUUUUAACUGUAUUCAGGGAGUAACGAUCAAAUUUUAUUAUAUGAAAUUUUGUUUUUCUAAAUUUUAAAAUUAUUUUUUUUGGAAAGCAAUUUUGCGAAAAAUAAAAAAUUGAAAGCAGAACUAAAACUUUGCUGUUUGAAAAGCAUUUUUUGGCAAAAAUUCGGCGGAUGUUUUUACCCUUACAAACCAAAAUUGGGCAGCUAAUUUUUACAUAUUCUGAAUCAGAAAACUUUUGCGAUUUUUUUGAUAUAUAUCACGACCUGUAACUCCAUACCCCAUAGAAGUACUAUCAUUAUAAAAAAAUUUUUUUUUAGGCACAGAUCCCAACUUGUAGUUUCGUCGGCGAUUGUAAACCUCAUUGCCGAGAAACUGAUCCGUAAGUAUAUGUAAAAAUAAGAGAUAAUACGCCCCUUUGUAAACCUUUAUCUUUAAAAAUUUCAGAUGGUAUGACCCUCUGAUCGUCCCGAUUCUUGGCUUCCCAUUACUUUCUCUCUUUAUCCUGACUAGUAUCGCUUAUUUCAUUAGCUGUGUCGUUAUACUUCGAGUUUGUGCCUCCUCUACACACAUAUUUCGGAAGAAGAAAAAGGCCACAGUAAAUUCGAAUGUUCAUGAAUAA
Molecule: messenger RNA, 2068 nt
Organism: Bursaphelenchus xylophilus (pine wood nematode)
Lineage: Eukaryota; Metazoa; Nematoda; Chromadorea; Rhabditida; Aphelenchoididae
Source: the annotation of a GenBank genome assembly